AUGGAGAGAAGUAAGGAUACAUAUCAGCAUGGCUUACUUAACCAAGGAGAUGAAAAUGAGAUGGAAACUUUUGGUUACAAGGCACAGUCAAUUCGAAGAAUGGUUUGUGUUGUUGGAUACAUCAUCUCCUGUGGCUUUCUUUGGCUUAUAUUCUACUGGAAACCAGAGUGGCAUGUGUGGGCACAUUGUAUUCCAUGCAGCUUGCAAGAAGCUGACACUAUACUACUUAAAACUACAGAUGAAUUUGAGCAAUACUGCAGAAAAAAUGUGAUUUGGAUCCAACCGCAGAACCUGAAUAUAUCAAAAACAACCACAACUGUGACGCCUGUGAUUGCUGACAGCAAAUCAAUUAUCAGUAAAUCCAUUCAAAAGCCUGACUUGAAGGUUAAAAUGAUACGGGUUCAAAAAAUCAGUUAUGUUUGGGACCAAGAAGAACAGAAAUUUGAAAGAGCUGGGGUUUUGGAGGAUAGCCUAUCCUGUUAUGAUAUCCACUCUAAGUUUGCAUAUGGACUGACAACUGAAGAGCAAAACAUCAGAAGAUCAAUAUGUGGACUGAACAAAAUUGAGGUUGAUGUUGUGCCAAUUUGGAAGUUACUUUUAAAAGAGGUUUUAAAUCCAUUCUAUGCAUUUGAAGCAUGCAGUCUGGCUCUGUGGCUUGCAGUGGGUUUUAUAGAAUACUCAAUUGCCGUUAUUAUAAUGACUCUUAUAUCUAUCAUCUUUACUGUGCAUGACCUCCGGAAGGAAUCUGUAAAGCUUCACAAUCUAGUUGAAUCCAAUAACAGUGUAAAAGUCACUGUGCGCCACAAAAAUGGAGAAUGCAAAGAGAUUGAGUCGCAAUGUUUGGUGCCGGGAGAUGUUCUUGUUCUUACAGGAAAAAAGCUAUUUUUACCAUGCGAUACCAUACUGAUCACUGGGGGAUGUAUUGUAAAUGAAAGCAUGCUCACAGGUGAAAGUGUUCCUGUUUGUAAGAUUCCACUUCCCCAUCUUGAUCGUACCAUGCCCUGGAAAGAACACAGUGGUGAGGACUUCAAAAGACACAUCCUUUUUUGUGGAACAGAAGUAAUUCAGACAAAAUCAGCAGGUCAUGGUCACGUGAAGGCAGUAGUUCUAAGAACUGGUUUUAACACUGCGAAAGGUGAUAUGGUCAGGUCUAUCCUCUACCCAAAGCCUAUGAAUUUCAAGCUGUACAGAGACGCUUUCAGAUUUCUAAUGAUUUUGGCAACUGUUGCUGUAAUUGGAACAAUCUAUACAGUCGCUGUUUUUGUCAUGAAUGGGGAAUCUCCUACUGAGGUGGUGAUCAAAGCUCUGAUCAUUAUAACCACUGCUGUCCCUCCAGCCCUGUCAGCAGCGUUGUCAACUGGCAUAAUGUAUGCUCAACGCAGACUUAAAACACAAGGGAUAUUCUGUAUUAGCCCUCAAAGGAUAAAUGUGUGUGGACGACUUAACCUUAUUUGUUUUGAUAAGACUGGUACUUUGACAGAGGAUGGCCUAGACCUUUGGGGAUUACUUCCUGCCAGUGAGAAGAGUUUUCAGAAAAUACUCAAUUUUACAUCUGGCAACACAUUGCCCUGGGGACCCCUACUUGGUGCUAUGAGCAGUUGCCAUUCGUUAGUAAACAUUGAUGGGACUUUACAAGGGGAUCCUUUAGACGUGAAGAUGUUUGAAGGCACACACUGGGAAAUCAACCAACCAGACUCUGAAAAUAAUGAAAUAUCAACAUCCAGUCUGAUUGUGAAACCUGGAUCAGCCUGUGAUAAGGUUCCAGUGGAAGGGAUUGCCAUUGUCCACCAGUUUCCAUUUUCCUCCAGCCUUCAACGCAUGUCUGUAGUGACCCAUGCCAUUGGAGAUGAUAAACUUGUUGUUUAUAUGAAAGGAGCUCCAGAAAUGGUAACAGCGUUUUGCAAAUCAGAAAGCGUUCCAAAAGGCUUUACAAGUGAGCUCCAGUUUUACACCACAAAGGGUUUUCGUGUUAUUGGACUGGCUUACAAAACAUUAGAAGGAUAUAAAAUUUCAGGGGAAUCUAACUUUUUAAGGGAGGAUGUGGAAUCCAAUCUGGAAUUUCUUGGCCUUUUAAUACUAGAAAAUAGAUUAAAACCUGAAACUAAACCUGUUUUACAGGAGCUCAGUUCUGCUAACAUCAGGACAGUAAUGAUUACAGGCGAUAAUUUACAAACAGCCAUAACAGUGGCAAAGACAUCAGGAUUAGUACCGGAGAACAGCAAAGUCAUCUUGGUGGAUGCGGAUGAGCCUGAUGGGUUAAAUCCUGCAAAGAUUUCCUGGCACCCAGUAGAAGGCCAUGAGGAGUGUUCAGAUGAUGAUAAAGUAAGAAAGAAUACACUGAAUAUUGAGAUUGAAAGAAGAACAAUUGAAGAAGAAGCAAUGGGUGGUUAUCAUUUUGCAAUGAGCGGAAAGUCAUAUCAGGCUAUUUUACAGCAUUUCCCGUGUUUAUUGCCCAAGUUGAUGGUGAAUGGAGCUAUUUUUGCAAGAAUGUCACCAGGACAAAAAUCAAGUCUUGUUGAAGAAUUUCAAAAACUUGAUUACUACGUAUGCAUGUGUGGAGAUGGCGCAAAUGAUUGUGGUGCUCUGAAAGUGGCUCAUGCAGGAAUAUCCCUCUCUGAACAAGAGGCAUCGGUGGCUUCUCCAUUCACUUCACGUACUCCAAACAUAAGAUGUGUACCACAACUGAUAAAAGAAGGGAGAGCUGCUCUUGUAACAUCAUUUUGUGUGUUCAAGUAUAUGACGCUGUAUGCCAUGAUACAGUUUAUUUGUCUUCUGCUCCUCUACUGGCAAAUAAACAUCCUGUCCAACUACCAGCUUCUUGUACAAGAUGUUGCUGUCACUAUCCUUGUCUGCUUAACAAUGAGUUUAAACCAUGCGUAUCCCAAGUUGGCUCCAUACAGACCUCCAGCACAGCUCAUGUCACCACCUUUAUUGCUUUCUGUUGUUCUGCAUUCAGUUUUAACUCUUGUCAUCCAAGUCUAUGGCUUCCUCCUUGUCCAGCAGCAGUCUUGGUACUCUCCAUUCCCUCCUAGUAUGUGCACAUCUGGUAAUGAAAGUAUGACCACCAAUGCUGAUAUGUUUCAUAACAACGGUAGUAUUAACAUAACAAGUCCAAAUACACGUCUAAAACUAAACAUCGGUCAUGAAAGCUAUGAGACUACAACCCUAUGGUACCUAACUACCAUUCACUGUAUAAUCGUUGCAUUUGUGUUCUCCAAGGGAAAGCCAUUUCGACAGCCAAUUUACACUAACUAUAUAUUCGCUUUGGUUUUAGUGGCUCAACUUGGAGUCAGCAUCUUUCUUUUAUUUGCUGACAUAGAAAAUAUAUAUAAUGUUAUGGAGCUUGUCUGCACUUCAACUUCCUGGAGAAUCACCAUUUUCAUUAUGCUGAUCAUCACUGUCAUUUUAUCAAUUUUAGCUGAAGAGCUGAUAAUAGAGAACAGGAAACUUUGGCUGCUCUUAAAGAAAUGUUUCAAAUACAAGUCAAAAAGCCAGUACAGAAAAACAAUCAGGUUGGUUGAGGCAGAUACCAACUGGCCUCCAAUAAAUAGGACAUACCGAACAAAACCAGUUAGUCGACAUACAAAUGAAAAGACAGAAGUGUACAUCAACCCAACAUUUGAAAAUGAAGAGUUUCUGAAGUAG
Molecule: messenger RNA, 3645 nt
Organism: Pelobates fuscus (common spadefoot toad)
Lineage: Eukaryota; Metazoa; Chordata; Amphibia; Anura; Pelobatidae
Product: probable cation-transporting ATPase 13A4
Exons: 30
Coding region: 1-3645 (1214 amino acids)
Biological process (GO): polyamine transmembrane transport; intracellular calcium ion homeostasis
Cellular component (GO): late endosome membrane
Molecular function (GO): ATP hydrolysis activity; ATPase-coupled monoatomic cation transmembrane transporter activity; P-type ion transporter activity
Source: RefSeq, a predicted model, not a curated record